AUGAGAUCUCUAGUGUCCUGCAGGUUCUUGAAUUCCUUUUUCGACGGACUGGAGUACGAGCCUAUAGAGGCGUUCUGCAAGGCAUGCCUGGAAUGCUGCGGCUCCAUCCUGUUCACAGGCAUCGGCAAGAGCGGCUUCAUCGCACAGAAGGUGUGCCAGACGCUGGUGUCCACUGGGACAAAGGCGGUGUUCCUGAACCCCACAGAUGCGCUGCAUGGCGACAUCGGCAUUGUGGGCCGAGAUGAUCUGGUGGUCAUUGUGUCGAAGUCCGGCGCCACUGAGGAGCUGCUUCGCUUGGUCCCCUACGCAAAGGCCAAGGGAGCGAAGCUGGUGGCGGUGACGUCUGUUGUGGGCUGCCGGCUGGCGGCCAUGUGCGACAUGUGCGUGCACCUGCCGCUCGAGCGCGAGCUCUGCCCCUUCGACCUCGCGCCCGUAACUUCUACGGCCGCGCAGAUGGUGUUUGGGGACACCGUGCUGAUGGGUCUUGUGCUGCAAAUGCAACAGGCCAAGCGGCUGACUCAGGAGGAGUACGCGAUGAAUCACCCGGCGGGCAGAAUAGGCAAGCGGCUCAUCCUGCGCGUGCAUGAUAUCAUGCUGACCGGACCGGCCCUGCCUCUGGCCGCGCCGGAUACCCUCAUCAUGGAGGCGCGCAUCGACCUUGCUCGGAAGGGGGUGGGGUGCUUGCUCGUGGUGGACCCAGCUUCUGGGCAGCUGCUGGGCACCUUCACCGACGGUGACCUGCGCCGCACGCUGCAGGGCAGGGGAGGACAGGUAACGGAGAUGAGGCUGCGUGAGGUCAUGUGUCCCACUCCGCGCACAUGCUCCUCCACCAUCAAAGCCAUCGACGCCAUGCUGGAGAUGGAGCGGCCACCGCGAAAAGUGACGUUCUUUCCUGUGGUGGACGACGACCGACUGGUGGGCCUCGUCACGCUGCACGGCUUAGUCAGCGCCGGGCUGUAG
Molecule: messenger RNA, 960 nt
Organism: Coccomyxa subellipsoidea C-169
Lineage: Eukaryota; Viridiplantae; Chlorophyta; Trebouxiophyceae; Coccomyxaceae
Exons: 9
Coding region: 1-960 (319 amino acids)
Biological process (GO): carbohydrate derivative metabolic process; carbohydrate metabolic process
Molecular function (GO): carbohydrate derivative binding; isomerase activity
Source: RefSeq, a predicted model, not a curated record